UUUUGGGUUUCUCUCCUUCCCGUUUUCUCGCAAUUUCUUCUUGUGCACCAUGAACCACCAACAUGCCAAUUCUAUUCUGGAUUCUUAUGAAUCCACCGAAAAUGCCCUAAUGGAUUCCUUCAAAGCAGCCGCUCUCAAAGUUACCAAUCUCUACAAAGAUUCUCUCGUUCAGAAUCGCAAAGCUUUUGCUGCAGGAUAUCAGCAGGCGCUUCAAGAUCUCUAUGAAUUCAUCAGUUCUCAUCCUGGCACCACUAUUCAAGGUGGUGGUUCGUUAUCUUCCACUCCUAUUGAACGAGGCAUCCUACCUGUUGAAGACCUUUUAAUGUACGCUCGCCAGAAAAACGCACAGCUGGCCACGGAAAUGGGGUUCCCUACCGAAGGUCAUGUUCCUCAUCCACAACAGCAACCCAUGAAUGACGUGCCUGCCAACCAACCAUCCUCAAUGUCGAACCAAACACCGAUCACGAACUCCUCGCAGAAAAACGAAAAUGCUACUUAUAACAACAUGGAUGUACAGGCCAAUCACGAUACACAGCCCAUGCUUUCAUCCACUCACGGUACGAGUCACUCUCAAUCUUUGCAUCACAACGCUACCUCCGCACCUGCACCGACCGCUGCAGCAGCAGUAAAGAACGCUUUUUACCCAUUCCAGAUAGACCCGAAUACGCAGUUUACUUUUACCGUUCCUCAUGAUGCCCCCCACUGGCGCUCUUCCUUUCCGCUUCAGCCAAAUACCAACUCGUGGAGUCCUGACAUGUAUACACAAGACGAUGACAAUGACCACUCUAAGCGACGUUAUGCACCUUCGGAACUGACAUUUAUGGGUCGAUCUCUCAAUAAUAUGAAUAUUGAUACUUGGGCUGAACCUCCGUUCAAAAGAGGACGAUCUAAAAGGGACACUUAACCUUGACGUCUUGAUGCCUCUGACGGCCUGAUCAUUCAAUCGGCAUUACCAAUCAUAUAGAAGAAAACAGCAAACGGACAUUAGACCAAAGCAACGAUAUCAUGGUUGGGUUAUUUUCACGGUUUAUCUUGGUUCAUCUGUACAGUAGAUUAUCUUUGGGUUAUAACAUGUUGUUGCUAUUUUCUCUGUUUGUUAAAAUUGCGCACAGACGCAUAUUUCAUAACAUUUAUUUUUAAAUUACUUUCCUUCAAUGUACUCAUCUUGCAUCCUAUAUUUUGUAUAAAAAGCCUAUGAUUCAACAUAUACAUUUAUUUCAGCACACGGGGCGUAUUUCUACAGUUUUGGUCGAUAUAUUAUUAAGAAAGUUGUUUCUAUUGCUCAAAAAGAAAAC
Radiomyces spectabilis is the source of this 1295-nucleotide messenger RNA. RefSeq lists its product as uncharacterized. Lineage: Eukaryota; Fungi; Mucoromycota; Mucoromycetes; Mucorales; Radiomycetaceae. The transcript has a single exon. The coding region runs from base 50 to 904 and encodes 284 amino acids. The record is from RefSeq and is a predicted model, not a curated record.